Molecule: messenger RNA, 567 nt
Organism: Enterobius vermicularis (human pinworm)
Lineage: Eukaryota; Metazoa; Nematoda; Chromadorea; Rhabditida; Oxyuridae
Source: the annotation of a GenBank genome assembly
AUGAACAGCAGAUUUUCUUUGAGUACUUUUCUGAUUGUUAUUUACCAAUGCAUAACCACCAAUGUUGUGAUAACGCUUGCCACAACAUCAUGCUCUGAAGAUACUGCUUCAAUAUGCCCAAAUAAAUUAGGCGAUGCCGUAUGUGAACGAUUCUUUGAAAAGCCAACUAAACUCAGUACUGGUUGGGUAGUAGAUGCUAACUGUACAAGACUCGAAUACAAAAGUUUGGCAGUCCAGUGUCGUCGAACGUGUAUGACGUGUUGCAGAGAUCCUGCUUAUCAAUGCGAAAACAGUAAAAAUUCACGUCUUAACUGUACGGGAAUUGCUGAGGCUGGUGGUUGUGUUACUGAAGUGCCGUGGGUCGCAGCGAUGUUACAGCAGGAAUGUCCACAUUCGUGCGGUUUAUGUGAAGUUUCAUUCUGCGCUGACAAGCAUGAAAUGUGUCCUUUGUUAGCGGAAAUAUGUAACCACAAAAGUUGGUUCCAAUAUAUGGGGGAUAUGUGUCCACGAACUUGCAAAACUUGCAACAAAAGCGGUAGAACCGCUGUUUCAUUGACACAUAUUUAG